Capsella rubella is the source of this 421-nucleotide messenger RNA. RefSeq names its product non-specific lipid-transfer protein 2. Bases 40 to 342 code for a protein of 100 amino acids. Gene Ontology annotation, biological process: lipid transport. The record is from RefSeq and is a predicted model, not a curated record. The transcript has a single exon. NCBI's taxonomy places the organism in Eukaryota, Viridiplantae, Streptophyta, Magnoliopsida, Brassicales, Brassicaceae.
AUACAAUUAUAGAGAGAAGACUAAAUACUGUGCAUAGGCAUGAAGUUCAGAAAGUUAGGGGUCAUCGCGUUUGUUAUAGUCGUCAUGUCAACUCUGGCUCCAACCGUGAUUGGAGGUUCCGGUAGAGAGGAGAAAGCGGCGUGCGUCGUGACAGAACUCAUGUCAUGCCUACCAGCGAUACUCAAGGGAAGUCAGCCUCCAGCAUACUGUUGCGAGAUGCUGAAAGAACAACAUUCUUGUCUCUGUGGUUACAUAAAGACUCCAGCGUUUGGUCACUAUGUCAUCCCCAAAAAUGCUCACAAACUUCUUGCUGCUUGUGGUAUUCCUUAUCCUAAAUGUUGAUUUACAUAUAAUAUAUUGGUGAUCUAGAUCUUCUGUAAUGGUGAUGAUGAUGAUUGAAGAGUUUUUUAUCCGUUAUUAA